Molecule: messenger RNA, 5739 nt
Organism: Cygnus olor (mute swan)
Lineage: Eukaryota; Metazoa; Chordata; Aves; Anseriformes; Anatidae
Gene: GABRG1
Product: gamma-aminobutyric acid type A receptor subunit gamma1
Exons: 9
Coding region: 192-1586 (464 amino acids)
Biological process (GO): nervous system process; signal transduction; regulation of postsynaptic membrane potential
Cellular component (GO): postsynapse; neuron projection; dendrite membrane
Molecular function (GO): GABA-gated chloride ion channel activity; benzodiazepine receptor activity; transmitter-gated monoatomic ion channel activity involved in regulation of postsynaptic membrane potential
Source: RefSeq, a predicted model, not a curated record
GUUGCUCGGUCCUUGUAGAGUGGGUCCCUACCUGUUUGGGUGUUUUAUUUUAUUUUCCCCCCCCCCUUUCCCUUCCCCUCCCUUUGCCUGCCGUGUGCCGCGAAGGGGGGGGGGACGGUGGGAUUGGCAGGGUCGCCGUUCCCCAGCCUCUCCGGAGAAAAGUCGGGGAAAGGAGAAGCUCCCGCACGCCCAUGGAUGCGUGGGGGGGCCCCGCGCCCCUCUGGAGCUGCCGCCGCGGGGCCCGGCUGCUGCUGCUGCUGCUGACCGUGCGGCUGGGGAGCGGAGCCGAUAAAGCAGAUGAUGAGGAUGAUGAAGAUCUAACAGUGAAUAAAACAUGGGUCCUAGCACCAAAGAUUCAUGGUGGGGAUGUGACUCACAUACUGGACUCCUUACUUCAAGGAUAUGACAAUAAGCUUCGGCCAGAUAUUGGAGUGAGGACUACGGUAAUUGAGACAGAUGUCUACGUUAACAGCAUUGGCCCAGUUGACCCAAUCAAUAUGGAAUACACCAUAGAUAUAAUUUUUGCCCAGACUUGGUAUGACAGUCGUCUAAAAUUUAACAGCUCAAUGAAAGUGCUUAUGCUUAAUAGCAAUAUGGUUGGAAAAAUUUGGAUUCCAGACACUUUCUUCCGGAACUCAAGGAAAUCUGAUGCUCACUGGAUUACAACUCCAAAUCGCUUACUUCGAAUCUGGAGUGAUGGAAGAGUAUUAUACACUCUAAGACUGACAAUUAAUGCUGAAUGUUAUCUUCAGCUUCAUAACUUUCCUAUGGAUGAACACUCCUGUCCACUGGAAUUUUCAAGCUAUGGAUAUCCCAGAAAUGAAAUUGAAUAUAAAUGGAAGAAAACCUCUGUUGAAGUAGCAGAUCCAAAACACUGGAGAUUAUAUCAGUUUGCAUUUGUAGGGUUACGAAAUACAACUGAAAUUUCUCAUACUCUGUCUGGUGAUUAUAUUAUUAUGACAAUCUUCUUUGAUCUCAGCAGACGUAUGGGAUAUUUUACUAUCCAGACAUACAUUCCGUGUAUUCUCACAGUUGUUCUCUCAUGGGUGUCAUUUUGGAUCAAUAAGGAUGCAGUUCCUGCAAGGACAUCUCUGGGCAUUACAACGGUGCUGACCAUGACAACAUUGAGUACAAUUGCCAGGAAGUCACUCCCAAAGGUUUCCUAUGUGACAGCAAUGGACCUUUUUGUCUCAGUUUGCUUCAUUUUUGUGUUUGCUGCCUUGAUGGAAUAUGGCACCUUGCAUUAUUUUACCAGCAACAGAAAAGGGGACAAAGGAAAAGAUAAGAAGGCAAAAUCUAAGCCAUCAAAACCACCUGCAAUUGCUGUUCGACCUGGAUCAACACUGAUUCCAAUUAAUAACAUUAAUCAUCUCCCUGAACGUGAUGAUGAUUAUGGAUAUGAGUGCCUAGAAGGGAAAGACUGUGCUAGCUUCUUUUGUUGUUUUGAAGACUGCCGCACAGGAUCUUGGAGAGAAGGAAGGAUACACAUUCGUAUUGCAAAAAUUGACUCCUAUUCUCGAAUCUUCUUUCCAACAGCCUUUGCAUUGUUCAAUCUUGUUUAUUGGAUUGGCUAUCUUUAUCUAUAAAUUUCAGUGGUUGGACAAACUCAGAAAAAAAAAAGUUAGUUAUCUGUCAUUAAUGCUUUUCAGUGAAUUGUCAAAGAAUAGAGCUGGUCCAAAAUGAUUCAGAUUGGAUGUUUUUAAAAUCUGAAACAAUGAGAGGAAAUAUGAUGAUGUAGUCUCCCUCUUGUGAUCAACUAUAGAACAGAUAUUGGUAUUUUGAAGAGGAAAUUUAAAAAUAAAACCUCUUAUGAUUUAGAUUAUCUGAAAACAAACCUAUUUUCAUCCAGCUCUAACAAAAUGCACAGACAAGAGGCUAUAUUAUUGAACUGAACAUUUCUACAUAACCUUUGAAUUUCAAUUCUAAAUGAUAAUGCAGAUGAAUUUUGUAGCAUCUCUUACACCUUAACAAAGAAAGCCUUAAUAAUAUGGGAUUAAUUAUUCUCAUCCAUUUCAUCUAUAAGAUGAUGAUUUUUAUUAAUUCCUGACUUAAAAAAGUUGAAGUGGAACAUUUCUAUUUUUCAACUAGACAUUUGUUCUCUGCUGUAUGUUAAGAAGAAUGGUUAAGUCAUGAUUAAUCACAUUAUACAAAAUGCAGAGACAAGAGCAGCAAGAAAUGCGUAUAUUGCAAAAAAGCCACAAGGGUAAUUCUGAGCUUGUCUUAUCCUGACCAUUGAUAUAGGCUUUUGGCUUUCAGCCUUUGAUUACAUGUAUGUCUGUGCUCCAUCUGCUGUUAUUUCACUGUUGCAGGUUCCCCAAAGUUCUCCAAGAGGGCUACAACUUUGAAAAAUUCCUACCAAGCUGCCAUUGCUCUAAUUUCAUGGAAUCCAGACUGGUGUUGGCUAACAGAUUCUGGCUCUUCAACAUAACGCUCUACACAUCCUCCCCAUCCCCCUGUACUUUGUCUUAUUCAUACUCAGGGGCAGAGAAAGAGUUAAAGAGUUCAGUAGAAUUUGUAUCAUCAGAGUUUGGAAAAACCUUACAACAGUGCUAUAGACAUUGUAUUCAAAACCAUUUAUCCAUCCUAUCCGUCCCUAAGAAUAAAAUAUAGGAUGUGGUCUGCUUCGCAUACAGUAUAGUUUUGUAUAUUCUGUUUGUUACUGCUUAUGCUUCUCACUGAGCCAAAGCCAGAUUUACUGAUACUGUGUUAUGGAUUGCUGUGUAAUUACCUCUUUGAUAUAUAUACUUUUUUUUUUUUUUUCUUAAUGAAAAACCCUUUUAUAAGGGGAAAAAAUAAAUAUAAUUCUUAUGCAUUACAGAUCCUUCUUCAAGAUGUUGUGUAUUCCCCCAAAAUCACAGGACCAGUACUCUAACCUUUCUGUGGUCAGAGCUUCUGUUCCCUUUGGUAGGAAUUCUUCAGUAGUAGUCUUUCUGGACUAACUUCUAUGUGUUGACUAUUGCUGGCUGGCAGCAUUUACUAUCUAAAUUCUAUUUUAAAUCCAUUGUCUUCAUUAUAGAAAAAUGCAGUCUUUCCUCCUUUCUCAGAAAGAAACUGGUCUCAAGUGAGCUUGCAAAAAUCACUGUAAAAUUAAGAUAUGCAUUAAGUAGAAGUCAGAAUUACACAGAAGACCUUGCAGAUCUUUAAAGAGGAUUAAUGGGAUUAACAUUUGGCUGUAGGUGAGGAUGCUCGGUACGAGAGAUAAAGACAUGAUUAAUGGUUAAUUAUAGAAAAUGAUACAUGGAAGAAGCCUCCCCCUCCCCCCAAUAUUUCUGAAUGUGCUACCUCCUCUGAAUUUUUAUCAGAAUAAAAGUAAUGGAUUUUCAUAGGCUAGUUGGUACCAGAAGUAAUAAGAUAUUCAGUACAUAUGUGAACAGUUACUGCAAUGUUCAGCCCCAAAGUUUAAUAAAGAAUGCCAGACUAUGUGCAGUGAUUCUGGAAGCAAGUGUGACUGAGGAGAUCACAUUUUAAAGCAAGCUUUAUUUCUUUAUUUAGCCAAACAUCUGUUGUAUGACCUUUCUGAGCACCAACUUCCUCUGACUGUUAGACUGAGGGUAAAAGUGCAGCAUCAUUAACAAUGCUAUUGUUUCUUUAGAGUCUCAUUUUCAGAAAAUGUUCAGUACAAUGGAAAUAUGUCAGUUUUAAUUCCAUAGUGCAGUGUGAUGCGUUUUGAUGGCACACUGAACAUGUUCCUCUGUAGGAGGGAUGAAGGUGGCUUCAGUAGCAGUAUGUUAGAUGCAUAUUUGAAAGGCAUUCUACUUGCUACUCAAUACAGGCCCAAAUUUUUGUGAGCUCCUGGUUGUCAUUAAUUUACCUUUAAACAAAAGGAACUUGAAAGAACUUGGCACUUUGCAAGGGGAAAUACAAAUUUCACAGCACAUCCAGUUAGCUUUUUCAUUUGGUUGUCAGUUGCCAAUCAACCUCUAGUGAUUUACCUGGACAACAGAAAACAUCCUGAAUAAAGAAGGGAUGGAUAAAAAGUCUUUCACCUUUAAUUUCUAUGAAACAAUGUAAUGGAAUAUUAAAGCUAUUGAAUGUUAUGACUUUUUGGUUUAGCGAUGCACUUGCUUCUGUCUGUUGACAAACUUUUCUGUGUAUCUCAUUUGAUUCUGAUGAAAUCAUUUCAGUUUCCCAUAGUACUGUGAGUUCAAAUUGAAAUGGGAAUGCAGUGAACUGUAACUUGGCAUGUAAUAAAUGUUCUAUUUUAGUCCUAUGUGUUUUUUUUUUUUUUCCAGUUUGCAUGUAAACAAUAAAUUACAAGAAAUCCAAGCAUUGCUCUCAAAAAAUGGCAAGAAACAGAGACUAUGAUUACCUAGGCUUAGAUCCUGUGACCAUUUUUGAAACCUACCUGGAAAAAAACUCAUUUACUGAUAGCUGGGAUUACAAUAUUUGGUGUCAUAUUAUUCUGACCACUACUGCUUAAAGACAUGCUUAAACCUAUUCCUAAUCAGUACUGUAAUUAGGCCAGAAUUUAGAAAAGCAUGUGCUUAUGUACUGACAUAAAGAGUGAUGUGAUCCUGAAUUGAUGCCAUUAACACAUGCUUAAUUUGCAUUAAUUUCAAUAAUGAGUGUUCAGUAGCUCAAAUCAUUGAGCAUUAAGGGUGGGAGCCAGAGCCUCUUCAGUAAAACAUUUUCUCGCUGAAAGGGACACAGAGGAGAAAUUGCCAGAAAGGCAAAAAAGGGGACAAACAAGUCUGGGGAAACUGUUUGCACCCAUUGCGAACAUCUCCUGAAAUGUAUUUUUCAAAACAGAGACAUUUCUUUUCUGCAUUUGUGUUUACCACUUGUCUGUUUUAGUAGUAAGUACAGGUCAGAGUGUUAUUUUUUCGUAAGGUUUUGUCUGUGAUCGUACUUACUGAUCUUCAGUGCAUGUCUUCUGUGUCUGAAUGCAUCUGUUUCAUGUAGUAGCAGUAAAAGUGCAACCAAAGCAUGAGCUCUGGGUAGUGUAUUUUAUACUCAUAUAUUGAUGUGCUUCAAAGACUUUAACCUUAUCCAGUUUUCUGACAUUCAGAGACAUAGGAUUGUGUAAGGCUUUGAAGGAGAAACACCUCCAACACAGUUUCUAUAAUUUUCUGUUGCUUAUUUACAAUGGCUGUAAAAGAUUUGUUUAAAAUUGUUAUCUGAACCGUACUUUGUGAGCACCUUUGGCCUUUCAAUUGAAAGCUCAACAGGAGGAAUCUGGAGGAAUCUGUAAGAUAUAUUUUAUUUAAUUAUAUCAGUCAUCAUUUCAGUUUACUGUUUCCAUAUAACUGAGGAUUAAUGCUAAUACAUCUAAUUUGCAUUUUUAAAAUCAUUGCUUUCAUAACUUUUUUUUUAAUUUACUGCAGUUCUCAGCUUAGUUAUACAUUAAAGACAUUAUUUUUUGUUUGUGAAAUAAAAUUGUAUUUUGUGGUGAUUAUAAUAGAGAGAAUAGCAACUGAAGUAGAAUUUCUCAGCUAGAGUAGAGUUUAGAAUAUGAAACAAGGAAUUAGAAAGAACUGUUGUGCUUCCACUCCUGAAAAAAAAAAAAAAAAAAAGUGAAUUUCCACAAUGAACAUGCCACAGGGGAGAGUGACUCAAUGAGAAAGGUAGAAUAUUUUUCAGGCUGAGAAAACACCUGUGCCGGUUCACACCAGGGACUUGUUACCCAAGUGGUUUAAGUCAACAAAAGGUCAGUAUGUCCUUCAGUGGUCUCUUGCUUCUGCUUCAAUUGUUCCAGCAAUUGCAGUUGUAAAGCCAUGUUGCCAGAUGACUCAAAACCUG